Messenger RNA from Myxozyma melibiosi, 756 nucleotides. RefSeq lists its product as uncharacterized. The coding region runs from base 1 to 756 and encodes 251 amino acids. Lineage: Eukaryota; Fungi; Ascomycota; Lipomycetes; Lipomycetales; Lipomycetaceae. The transcript has a single exon. The record is from RefSeq and is a predicted model, not a curated record. Gene Ontology annotation, molecular function: protein binding.
AUGGCAUCUAGCGAGGUUGGGGCAGUGCAGCCACUGCCUUCUAGAUCACUGCUAGGACUUCCGGAUGAACUACUCACCUCCAUCCUGCUUCUCAUGGAUAUUCCUGAUCUGUUAGCCCUCUCUCGCACCUGCUGGCGCUUAAGAAAAGCGGCUCAAGAUGCGCAUUUACACCACCUUCGCAUAUGGGUCUGUCUCCCUCCGCUGCUCCGCUGCCACUUCAUUGUUCGCCCAACAGAAACCGAUCUACUUGCGCGGCACAUCCUCCUCUCACCAUUGCGUAUGGCUCAUCGCGUCCAUGUGGCGGCCUCAUCUUUGCGCAUGUCUUUGGCUCGCAACUCGCUACGUCGAAAGCUCGAACUGCGCCCGAGCUUGAAUGAACUCAUUCGGCGUGGGGUAUAUCCGGCAACUGACGCUCGCGUGUCACCAGUUCUUGCCCAACGUUGCAAAAACCUGGAAAGAGAGAAGAUCAAAAACAUGCUGGAACGGGAGCUCAAAGGUCGAGUGUGGACAAAGAUUACAACCGCUUUAAAGUCAACAAUGCGAAAGGACGACUCUCAGGAAAGUGUUCGGGUGCUAGUUGCGCGUUAUACGAAGAAGAAGCUGGAGGCGAAUGUAUCCGCGAGAAGUCUACAAUCAAACAGAUCGGGCAUAUUUAGAGAGAGAAGGGAGAUCGACGCUCCAGCAAGAGCGAAGGUGCAUCGCCUGCGUAUGUACUUUGAGCGGCUCUCAAAGAGUCAAAUGUUCAGUAUCUCAUAG